Molecule: messenger RNA, 2078 nt
Organism: Haliaeetus leucocephalus (bald eagle)
Lineage: Eukaryota; Metazoa; Chordata; Aves; Accipitriformes; Accipitridae
Gene: TCP1
Product: t-complex 1
Exons: 13
Coding region: 452-1990 (512 amino acids)
Biological process (GO): protein folding
Cellular component (GO): chaperonin-containing T-complex
Molecular function (GO): ATP hydrolysis activity; ATP binding; ATP-dependent protein folding chaperone
Source: RefSeq, a predicted model, not a curated record
CCGGGCGGGAAGAUGGCGGCGAUGGAGGGACCCCUGGCUGUCUUCGGCGAGCGGACCAGCGGCGACACGAUCCGCACGCAAAACGGAUUUUAUGUCGAGUCCCGGGGGAAGGCUGCAAAUUCCGAGACUGAUCUCAGUUUCUGAGUAGAUAAAAGACAAAGGAAGAAGCUGAAGACCUGCUUCCUGAUGAUCGCGACAGUCGCGCAGCUCUGAUGAUACUUGAGGUGGAACACUUAGAAUGAAAAUUACCUUAGCCUGCGGUUGAGAUUCUACUUGACAAUGGCACCUUUGGUACAACGGUUGUUUCUUUCAGAAAGCUGCCAUUAGUUCUCUAAAGCCAAAGAAAUAGUUACUUUUGUUUGGAGUUCAGAGUGAAGGUCUGAGUGUUACUGCUGCAUCUGCUAUUGCCAAUAUUGUGAAGAGUUCUCUUGGGCCAGUUGGUCUGGAUAAGAUGUUGGUGGAUGAUAUUGGGGAUGUGACCAUUACUAAUGAUGGUGCAACCAUUCUGAAGCUGCUAGAAGUGGAACAUCCUGCUGCAAAAGUUCUUUGUGAGCUGGCAGAUCUGCAAGACAAAGAAGUUGGUGAUGGGACAACCUCAGUGGUAAUUAUUGCUGCAGAACUUCUAAAAAAUGCAGAUGAGCUUGUGAAACAGAAAAUUCAUCCUACCUCCAUUAUUGGUGGAUACCGACUUGCUUGCAAGGAAGCAGUUCGCUACAUCAAUGAAAAUCUUAUUAUUAACACAGAUGAAUUGGGCAGGGAGUGCCUAAUUAAUGCUGCUAAAACAUCGAUGUCCUCUAAAAUUAUAGGAAUUGAUGGUGAUUUCUUUGCUAAUAUGGUGGUGGAUGCUGCACUGGCAGUUAAAUAUACAGACCAGAAAGGUCAGGCUCGGUAUCCAAUCAACUCAGUUAAUGUUUUGAAGGCACAUGGCCGCAGCCAAAAAGAGAGCAUACUUGUGAACGGUUACGCUCUGAACUGCGUGGUGGGCUCACAGGGCAUGACCAAGAGAAUAGUUAAUGCAAAGAUUGCAUGCCUUGACUUCAGCCUGCAGAAAGCCAAAAUGAAGCUUGGUGUUCAGGUUGUUAUCUCAGACCCUGAGAAGCUGGACCAGAUAAGGCAGAGAGAGUCGGACAUUACCAAAGAAAGGAUCCAGAAAAUUUUGGCCACUGGUGCCAAUGUUAUUCUCACCACUGGAGGUAUUGAUGAUAUGUGUCUGAAGUAUUUCGUUGAUGCUGGUGCUAUGGCAGUACGAAGAGUUGUAAAAAAGGACCUUAAACGGAUUGCUAAGGCAUCUGGAGCAACUGUUUGUUCGACCCUUGCAAACCUUGAAGGUGAGGAGAGUUUUGAGGCAUUAAUGCUGGGACAGGCGGAAGAGGUGAUUCAAGAGAGAAUCUGUGACGAUGAGCUGAUUCUAAUCAAGAAUACAAAGGCUCGUACUUCAGCAUCAAUUAUCUUACGAGGAGCUAAUGACUUCAUGUGCGAUGAAAUGGAACGAUCUAUACAUGAUGCUCUCUGUGUUGUUAAAAGGGUAUUGGAAUCCAAGUCUGUUGUCCCAGGUGGUGGUGCUGUAGAGGCAGCACUUUCAAUAUAUCUUGAAAAUUAUGCAACCAGCAUGGGAUCACGUGAACAACUUGCAAUAGCGGAAUUUGCAAGAUCCCUCUUAAUAAUUCCAAACACAUUGGCAGUAAAUGCCGCUCAAGAUGCGACAGAUCUUGUUGCAAAGUUGAGAGCAUUCCACAAUGAGGCUCAAGUUAACCCAGAUCGCAAAAAUCUGAAAUGGAUUGGUCUUGACUUGAUCAAUGGGAAACCUCGUGAUAACAAGCAAGCUGGUGUCUUUGAACCAACCAUGGUUAAAACUAAGAGCCUGAAGUUUGCAACAGAAGCUGCAAUUACUAUUCUUCGAAUUGAUGAUCUUAUUAAACUGCACCCUGAAACUAAAGAAGAGAGAGGGUGCUAUGAGGAUGCAGUUCACUCUGGAGCACUUGAAGAAUAACUUAGGUUUUAUUUAUGUUUGUCUAACUUACACUUCCCACUCUUGUAACUAAGAUGUUAAUAAAACAAGUGGUUGAAUGCUGCUGCUA